AUGAUGGUCCACUGCGCGGGGUGCGACAGGCCCAUCCUGGACCGGUUCCUGCUCAACGUGUUGGACCGAGCCUGGCACGCCAAGUGCGUCCAAUGCUGCGAGUGCCACUGUAACCUGACGGAGAAGUGCUUCUCGCGUGAUGGGAAGCUUUAUUGUAAAAUAGACUUUUUCAGGAGGUUUGGGACGAAGUGCGCGGGCUGCCUCCAAGGCAUCUCUCCCAGCGAUCUUGUGCGCAAGGCGCGCAGCAAGGUGUUCCACCUCAACUGCUUCACGUGCAUGGUGUGCAACAAGCAGCUGUCCACGGGCGAGGAGCUCUAUGUCAUCGACGAAAAUAAGUUUGUGUGCAAAGAAGACUACCUAAGCUCAGGGGCUAUCAAGGAAGUCAAUUUGAAUUCAGUGUCAUCAUGCACAGACAGAAGUUUAUCGCCGGACCUCCAGGACCCGAUACAGGACGACACAAAAGAGACGGACAAUUCCAUGUCCUCGGAUAAGGACAUGAACAAUAACGAGAAUGAGGAGCAGAAUUCGGGCACGAAGCGGCGAGGCCCGCGGACCACCAUCAAAGCCAAGCAGCUGGAGACGCUGAAGGCUGCCUUCGUGGCCACGCCGAAACCCACACGGCACAUUCGGGAACAGUUGGCCCAGGAGACUGGACUCAACAUGCGGGUUAUACAGGUGUGGUUCCAGAACCGUCGAUCUAAGGAGAGGAGGAUGAAGCAGCUGAGUGCUCUGGGGGCCCGGCGGCACGCCUUCUUCAGAGGGCCCCGGAGGAUGAGGCCCCUGGGAGGACGACUGGAGGACCCAGACAUACUGGGGCCUGGGGCCUAUGGAUACUACACAGAGUACCAGGGCGACUACUACGGAGGAGGGGGAAACUAUGACUUCUUCCCCCACGGCCCUCCCUCCUCUCAGGCUCAGUCUCCAGCAGAAUCCCCCUAUAUCCAUGGAGGGGCCAUGGAGGGCUCUGUGUCAGCCCACCACCCCUCUGAUGACCAGAGGUUCACGGACAUGAUCUCCCACGCAGACACCCCCAGCCCUGAGCCCGGCCUGCCCAGCUCCCUGCAGCCCGUCCCUGGGGAGGUGUAUGGAGGGGGGCCCAGCCCACCCUUCUCCCUGGCUAGUAACUCUAGCUACAGCGCCCCCAUGUCCCACCCCGGACAGGAGAUGGGAGAGACCACCGUCUGGUAGACUAGAGGGGGGACGUCUAGAUCUGGGAUCAGGGUUUGGGGGUGGGUGUGAACUUCCCAGUCAAUUCAGGAGAUGAACUUGAAGACGUUAUGAAUGAGUUAUUAUGAAUUGAAAAGUGCCGUUUAUGUAUUUGUUCAUUGGGAUUUUGAAUUGGCUUGCUGAAUUGAUGGAAUG
This is a messenger RNA of Oncorhynchus nerka (sockeye salmon), 1362 nucleotides long. RefSeq names its product LIM/homeobox protein Lhx5. The record is from RefSeq and is a predicted model, not a curated record. Lineage: Eukaryota; Metazoa; Chordata; Actinopteri; Salmoniformes; Salmonidae. Gene Ontology annotation, molecular function: DNA-binding transcription factor activity, RNA polymerase II-specific; RNA polymerase II transcription regulatory region sequence-specific DNA binding; zinc ion binding. Gene Ontology annotation, cellular component: nucleus. The transcript is spliced from 5 exons. Gene Ontology annotation, biological process: regulation of transcription by RNA polymerase II; neuron differentiation. The coding region runs from base 1 to 1188 and encodes 395 amino acids.